UUAUGAAGUGUGACAUUCAAGUCGAUGACGACAUCUGUACUUAUAUAAUGUUUUGAAUAUGGGAAGUAAUGCUGUGUAUUUAUAUUUUUUAUUCUGGAUGAUAUGGAAAGCCAACAUAAGUUUGAGCAUCGUACCAGACCCUUGCGGAAUGGCCAAGCCGAGCACUCAAGUAACUAAUAUGUGUCAAGGUGGUUAUGCAAUAGAAAAUAUUGGUGAAUCGAAGGACGGGUAUGUAAUAUAUCAUGUAACACUACGCGUAAGGACACAGGAAGAUAAUUGCAUAUGCCUGGUAUUUGUUGAAAAUCAAAGUCAAAAAAAUCUCCAAACAACUAUAGAACCAUAUAUGACAUUAAACAGUACUAGUGCAUCACCAAAGAAGAAAGAAUGCGGAUUGGAACUGAACCUUGAAUUGUAUCAGAUGGACAUCAAACAAAAUGAUUUGGAUAAAAUUGGAUGCACAUCUGGACAAACUUCUCGUUCAUUGUCGUUUCCAAGAAAUGGUGUGUUAAGAUUUACUUCAAACGUUAUUGAUGGAAAUUUAACAAGAGGAUACUGUAUCGAUGUACAAAGAGGACCAGUGGGUGGUCAUAAUGACACUCUGAAGAUAGUUUGUGGCGAACCUGGGGUAACACCAUCCCUACACAUGACAACUACACAGUCUCCAGAUAAUUUCACUUGUCUUCCGACAGCUACAGAUUCCACAUCAAAGGACCACCCAACGUCACCAGGUUCAUUAAUGAACAAUACUGAUAAUUCUACAAUAUACAUAGAAGCUGGAACAAGUGCUGGCGUCCUAUUAAUACUGACAUUGGUAAUAGUGAUCAUAUUCUGUAAAAGAAAAUCAUUAAACAAAACCCGAAAAGCACCGGAAACAAACAGGCCGGACAUAGCUCUUACCAAUGAACAAGAUGAUCCAAAUUACGACGGAUUGAAAUACAACGUGUUAUAUAUAUCAGCAGAAUAUGCAGAUAAGUUUGGAGGUGACAAUAGUACUGUUAACAAUGAAAAUCCACAUACAAAUUAUACAGUCACAGAGCACGAUGUAAACUAUAGCACUGUUGGAGACCUUGUACCCCGUACGCUUUCAAGAGACGCGCCGCCGAAUGGAAACCCACAGAGUUGCGAUUUAGUGCCAGGAUAUGAGAAUAACAAUGAUACUGAGGUCUCUAAAUUUGAUAAUGUUAUUCCUCAAGCUAGAAAUUGUAAUGUGUAUGCAGCCGUAGACAAACAGCGUGUUAUGGUUGAUAGUAAUAGCAAACCUGACAAUUCUUCUCACAUAUAUGCUGUGGUAGACAAAACAAAACAAUUCAAGACCAGAACAUAGCAGUGGUUUGAAUAGACUUAGGUGAAAUUAGGAAAAGAUAUAGAGAGUUUGAAAUUGAUACUAUAAAUCCGAAGAGCAUAAGUUAAAGAACCAAAUAAGCUAAAAUAUUGAUAUGUUAAUACGUUAUGGAACUACUUUUUAAGAUGUUUGAUUAUCCUGAAAAGGCGGGAAAAGGCUGAUUCGGAAUUUUGCAUUAACUGUAUAUUGCUCUCUUUAUAAUCACAAAAACAAUAUAUAUAUAUAUAUAUAUAUAUAUAAUCUGCCUACAUUUAUGGAAAUGAACUUUUUAUUAGCUACUGAAGUCUUCUAUGAAACGGAAAGUGAGUGUUAUGGGGAAAAUAUUUUACCCUGUAUCGUAGGAAAAAACCGAUGGAGUCCUAACAUCUGACAAAAAUUCCCAAACCUGACCUUAAUUUACAAUCAUCGGCUGUUUGCCAUUAAUUUUAAAGUUAACAGAUAUCUCAAAGAUCCAUACUAUAAUUUUAGAAAACAUUAGGUAAAUAAGAUGCAUGAAUCCUAAAUUAUGCACCUUCAUUGAUCUUUUAAGACCAGAGAUGUUAGCAAUUCAAAUACAACAACUUGACAUGGCAUUAUUUAUUUUUUCUUCUCUAAUAAAGAGUUCCGUUUCUUG
Molecule: messenger RNA, 1955 nt
Organism: Mytilus californianus (California mussel)
Lineage: Eukaryota; Metazoa; Mollusca; Bivalvia; Mytilida; Mytilidae
Exons: 6
Coding region: 59-1324 (421 amino acids)
Source: RefSeq, a predicted model, not a curated record